Molecule: messenger RNA, 3609 nt
Organism: Amoebophrya sp. A120
Lineage: Eukaryota; Dinophyceae; Syndiniales; Amoebophryaceae
Source: the annotation of a GenBank genome assembly
CCCAAACGCUCGCUCUCUACUUGAUCAAAAAACAAGGGCAUCGUCGCAGAGAUCUCUGUACAUGAACAAUUCUAAAUAGCCGAAAAAAAAAAUACAGCAGCACCAGCACAAUUUUAUGUUUAACUCGCCCCUCCUCAAAGACGAAGACUGUAUAUAUCAACCUCAAGACGUGAUGACGGUGCUAAAAACUGAUCCGCAAACUAUUACGCUGUCUAAUGGGUGUACGGAAAUGCCAGGUUGGAAGUUUGCAAAGUGGAAACAGUUUAUUGUCUUGCAUAAAAUCGAUACCAGACUCCCUUUCACAUUCACGCCUAAGUGGCGCAUGAGAACUUUGGUUCACUGCGAGUGACAUUGUUGUAUCAUGUUGCUCGUCGCAAAAACUGUACUGGCACACCUGUCAUGCUCUUCAGCAACCCUUUCCGCUUCCACGGGCGUUGUCAGGCUUACAAUCUGCCUCCUGGCUUUCUCUGUCCCUGGAAGGCGGGGCCUUUGGGGCUAGCUUUUCACGCAUCAGAAAUUGAUAUUUUCACUUUGCAAAUUUUCAACAUGUUGCUUUCAUAGGGUGUGUUAUGCCAAAGCUGGGGCUUGGUACGUGGAAGUCGAAGGUUGGAGAGGUGGAAGCCGCUGUGAAAGCUGCCAUAUGGAGCUGAUGAAAGUUUUUUUUUUUUGCGCCAGCAGAUGGAGCAUAGAGAUAGACACACAAUGAUUGCCAAUUGUCAACGUGCAUGCCUCAGACGUUACAUCUUUCCCCUCCCGCAGGGGGGCAGUAGAUGUAAAGUCAGUGUGUCUUGGCAGGAGGCGGGCGGAGUCCGAACGGCGACCGCCUCCUUCCAAGACGGUGCAGGAAAAAUGGUGAUGGUGAUACUGUGUUCCAGCAGAUGAUUCACAUGCUCAUGCUGACUUACUAACUUAUUAAAACUUCGCAUUAUAGAAGGGAGGUUCUUGCUGUGUUGCGCCAGGAGCAAAAGAAAUGUCUUUCAUCUCGGUUUGAUAAUCGAUCGAUUGUGGGUAUCGACAUAUCGAUUGCGCCUUCGCGUAUGGUAACGAGCACGAGGUGGGCAAAGGUAAGCGUAGUUCUUUCGAGGUCCACCAAAUUUUGUUGCUGAUUGUAUGUAUUUUCGCCAUGAAGGCGAGCCGUAUUUUGAUUGUUUCAGUUUGCAGCUUCGUAUUUGUUGUUCAUGUAAACUACAUGUUCAUGGAGCUCUGUAUUUCAGCACGACAAAGCGCUCCUUCCUUGCACCCCCCGGGUGGUCCGGCUAGUUUCUUCUUGUCUGUCCGGACGAAGUAUUCUUUAGCAUGAAGAUGCUUUGCUAGAAUCUUUAAUCUUCACAUCUUCGGAAAAAGUAAAAAGCAACAACAUAGCGAUCGCCGCGAAGAUAGCAGAUGGCACGGUGAGGCGGGAAGAGCUCUGGGUGACGGGGAAGUUGUGGAAUACGUUUCACCGCAAGGAGUUUGUGGAAGAGGCAUUGAAAUGUUCUCUGCGCGACCUUCAGUUGGACUACAUAGACCUGUUUCUGAUCCACUGGCCCGUGGACUUCGCCUGCAAGUGGACGCCCGGCGAGCCUGUCAUUUUUGACGCGGGCAAGGCGUUCCCAAAGAUUGUGGAGACCGGUCGGAUGGAACUCGACGAUGUUGACAACCUGGAAACCUGGACAGCGCUAGAAAAGUGCGUGGAGAAAAAGCUCGUCAAGUGUAUCGGCCUCAGCAACUUCAACGAACAACAAAUCGCUCACGUACUGACUACUGCGCCUUUACUUCUUAUCUCCUGCUUUGUUCCUUGCAUCUUUCGCAUUGGUCGGAGCCCGAGCAGGUUCGACGUCCAUGUCUAAUAAUAUAAACGUAGCCGCAUCGGCAUCCUGAUGAUAACGCUAGCGCUUGGCCGCUAACCCUGACGGGCUGAGAGUCAGCCCAACAGGGCUGAGUCUUUUUGUUUUUUUCAAUAAUUUAAAGCGCAACAAGUAAGUAGCCAAAUUAAAUACGACGUAAGAAGCUGGCCAGCUACUUGGAAAGGAGCGCGUCGCCCUUCGGGGUGAAGGGGGAAAUUGCAGCAAGUAGUGGUUAGCGACGUCUCAUGGUCAUGGUCAUGCUGCCACCGGCGCCAAAAAUGAUACCUCAGCUAUAUUUAUAAACAAGUCAAGUAGAAGUGCUUUUAUCUGGGUGUACGUUAUUAGAAAUAAAUGGGUGGAGACGAGAGUGAGACACGACUCCAGUGAUGUAAGUGUAUGAAUGCUCGUGAUGGAAGUCGUGAAACGAUUUCCAAUGCGACAAUGGAUUCAAUAAUCAACAGAUAUUGCAAAAGUGCCAAGUCCGGCCGACCGUUCUGCAAGUGGAAUGUCACCCGUUUCUGCAGCAGGAAGCGCUUCGGAAGUAUUGCGAACAGGAGAGCAUCGCGAUGACUGCGUAUUCGCCGCUGGGCGGCAGCACCAACGACCGUCCGGAAGACACGCCUUCACCACUGAAGGAUCCGGCGCUGCUAAAAAUUGCCGAAGCCCAUGGCAAAAACCCGGGGCAAGUCUGCAUCAAGUACUGCAUCAGCCGGGGCAUCAUCUGCAUCCCAAAAUCUGUCUCACCCGAGCGAAUCAAGACCAAUAGUACUUACCAUACAAAGCCUGUUCUUUUUCAGCAUUUUUUCACCAACCCUUGCAGCCCUGUAUUUAAUGUAGAGCUACUUCUUGCUGAUGCUAAUCGUCAUGGUCAUUUUUACUUCCUCCUGUUCGACGAAAGUAGGAAGUUGUAGGGGGAUGACAAUCUUCAACGCCGCAGUGUCGUCGUACACAUGUACCAAAGUACAAAAAGUUCUUAUCGGUCAAAGAGCCUACGACAAGAAAGGCGCAGAUAAAAAUGAAGAGCAGACCGACCACGUCACGAAAUAUUUUGAUGCUCUGAUUUUCAGGUGAAGUGUUUGACUGGGAGCUAUCAGCAGCGGACAUGGACACCCUAAAGAGCAUCGACUGUGACUGGCGAGGAUGCGUGCCCUCGGUGCAAGAGAACGGAAAGAUGGUCGCCAGAGACGCAGCACACAAAGAUUUCCCGUUCAAGUGAUAUCGCCCGCACAGCACUGCGGUCAUCGUCAUAGUGGACAGCUUGUAUCCGAAGAAGUGCUUAAAAGUACAGCCGUCUCUACGACCAUGCUUCUAGAAGAAUAAGGCGAUGCGAUACGUGGUUUUUUGUGCGUCGUUGUAGUUGUACUUGCUGUCUGCAUGAUCAACGUCGCGAUCGCGACGACAUCAUCCUUAUCGUCAUCAUUUGAGCAGCUCAAGCAGUUCGUUGUAGAGACGGACGUGCAAGAAGCCACUGUCCGCUGCUCUUCAUUGGGCAGCGGGCUCAGUUCGGUUUCAUCCUAUGAUAAAGAAGAAGAAGCCAGUACCUAGUAAGAAGGACGCCUUUGUUUAUGCAAAUCUUUGAUUUGGUUGUGAGCUUUGAGUUUUGAGCUUCAACUUCCUUUGAAAAAAACCAAAACUUCGUGUUUAUCAUGCUAGGACAGCGGUCGCUCACGUCGCUUCUUGUGCGUGUCGCUGAUUCAAGGUCGUCCGUCUGUUUCUUGUCGCUUGUUGAAGCAGAUACCACGUAAUGAGGACACGUAGGAAAGCUGGCUUUUCGGACAUCGAC